GAAAAAGAGCGCGGCUUUUGAUGUGUUGUUUCAUACCAUACACGGGCCUUGCAUACACGGCAAUACACGGUGUAUAGAGAACUGUUUCAUAGAUAUACAGAUUGAGAUAUAUAGGAUUCUUGUUCCAAACCAAGAUUUUUCACGAUAUUCCAAGCCGUGAUUCCAAGCUGAUUCCCCUACGGAUCAAGACGGGAAUUGACGUGAUUCCUGUUUGGGCUUGCGCGCGUUUUGGUUUCAGUUUGGUUUCAGUUUCAGUUUAGGUGGUCGGUACUCGGUGUUGAAAAGUACAGCGGUUUUGCGAGCGGUGUCUUUGCACCAGCCGUUUCGCGUGGUUUGUCAUUUGGUGCAAUAAUAGGUAUCCAUUGGAGGAAUUGGGACAAACCUUUUUGUUUUAUAUUUUGAUUUGCUUUGGCGUUUACAAAUAUAUGUUGAAGUGCCCCAGCAGUGGACAGAAGCUUUGUAUCAUAGGUGAUAGGUCCUACUUGUUUUUUGUAACACCUACUUGUUUUUUACUUUUUUUUUGCAUUAUUAUCCCUAGCUAUUCCCUUGUUAGCACGAGACAACUACAAGAGUUGAGUCAAGCAGUAAGCAAGUGCUUGCAUUAGAUCAUUGAAAAUGGCAAUGGUUCAAGCAGAACAAACUGUUGCAGCUGUUGAAGAAGAAGAUGACUUUGGUCCAAUGCUGCUAAAUAAGCUUGAGAGUCAUGGUAUCAGUGCCUCUGAUGUCAAGAAACUGGCUGAAGCUGGCUUUCACACUGUGGAGUCAGUUGCAUUUGCUCCCAAGAAGCAGCUCCUGGGAAUUAAAGGCAUCAGUGAGGCCAAGGCUGACAAAAUACUUCUGGAGGCUAGUAAGCUGGUGCCGAUGGGCUUCACGACGGCCACCGAGUUUCACCAGAAGCGCUCCGAGAUCAUCCAGCUGACGACGGGCUCCAAGGAGUUGGACAAGCUGCUGGGCGGCGGCAUCGAGACGGGAUCCAUCACAGAGCUUUUCGGAGAGUUCCGCACAGGCAAGACGCAGCUGUGCCACAUGCUGGCGGUCACGUGUCAGCUGCCUGUGGACAUGGGCGGCGGCGAGGGCAAGUGUCUGUACGUGGACACGGAGGGCACAUUCCGCACCGAGCGACUCAUGGCCGUGGCCGAGCGGUACGGCCUCAGCGGCACCGACGUGCUCGACAACGUGGCGUACGCGCGCGCCUACAACACGGACCACCAGACCCAGCUGCUCAUACAGGCCUCGGCCAUGAUGACUGAGUCCAGAUACGCUCUGCUGAUCUGCGACAGCGCCACGGCUCUGUACCGCACUGACUACACGGGCCGCGGUGAGCUGUCGGCGCGCCAGAUGCACCUGGCGCGCUUUCUGCGCAUGCUGCUGCGCCUGGCGGACGAGUUUGGUGUGGCGGUGGUGAUCACCAAUCAGGUGGUGGCGCAAGUGGACGGAGCCGCCAUGUUCGCCGCCGACCCCAAGAAACCCAUCGGAGGCAACAUCAUGGCGCACGCCUCCACCACCAGACUGUACCUGCGCAAGGGCCGUGGCGAGACGCGGAUAUGCAAGAUCUACGACUCGCCGUGCCUGCCCGAGUCCGAGGCCAUGUUUGCCAUCAACGCGGACGGCAUUGGUGACGCCAAGGACUGAGUCGGCGCUCCUACACUCCGCGAACCAUGCGUAACGAGCGGUCACCGAGUGGGACCAAACUGUCGGCGGUGGUAUAUGGUCUGAUAGAGGGCGGAGGCUGUGGUCUGCGCCCAGCGGACUGUCUUGGGGAGAAGUACAUACCAGUGGAUGACCCUCCCUAUUCCCUGCGAACUCCGUACAACUGGGAGGCGGUUGAUGCUCAACAGUGACACUGCCAGUUGUGCUCUCAGAGUGUGCCGCUCACGAGAUCUGGGGUUUAACGAGUUUCCAGAGUUGUGUCGUUCUUCCGAGCGCUGUCUUCAUGUCUGAGUCGUCAGUCGUGUAUGAUGAUUCAUUAUUGUGUUUGCGUUUAGACGAGUGCUGCUGAGUUCAGAAUCUACAAGUAACGUCGUGGACUAUGCCUGAUGUGAGAAUAUUGUCGAUGGCCCGGCUCUGGUUUUGACUUGUGUCGACCCGUGACUUGUCGAAAUCAUGGAAGAUCGUAUCGCCGGGCAUAGUGUCUUAUCAACUUGGGUGAAUGCACAAGAGCUGCGCGUGAAGCAUUGUUCAAGAAAAACUUGUAGGGUUGAACACCAUAAAUUUGUGUUUUGUGCAUAUUGUGAACAAUAAAGUCACGUCUGUUGA
Messenger RNA from Amphibalanus amphitrite, 2256 nucleotides. Its product is annotated as DNA repair protein RAD51 homolog 1. The coding region runs from base 616 to 1632 and encodes 338 amino acids. Gene Ontology annotation, biological process: DNA strand invasion; chromosome organization involved in meiotic cell cycle; reciprocal meiotic recombination. Gene Ontology annotation, molecular function: single-stranded DNA binding; ATP hydrolysis activity; DNA strand exchange activity. The record is from RefSeq and is a predicted model, not a curated record. Lineage: Eukaryota; Metazoa; Arthropoda; Thecostraca; Balanomorpha; Balanidae. The transcript has 7 exons. Gene Ontology annotation, cellular component: condensed nuclear chromosome.